Messenger RNA from Saccharomyces eubayanus, 1905 nucleotides. It is a transcript of the gene MSB3, whose product is annotated as Rab GTPase-activating protein MSB3. NCBI's taxonomy places the organism in Eukaryota, Fungi, Ascomycota, Saccharomycetes, Saccharomycetales, Saccharomycetaceae. Bases 1 to 1905 code for a protein of 634 amino acids. The record is from RefSeq and is a predicted model, not a curated record. The transcript has a single exon.
AUGCAAAACGACCAGCAGAGGCUCUCUCUACACAACAGGGCGGUCUUCACACAUCCAUACAAGAGGCUUGGAGGAGCGUUUCCGGUGAAAUCACCGUCUGUGCCCAAUUUCCACGACAGAGUCCAUCCUGGACACAGCUCCAGUGAUCCGGCACUCGUUAAUGAUGACUCUAUACUAAGUGAUCACCCCACUGUUGAACGGAGCUGUUUAGGUCAAGUUUCCCCCUCUGAACACGAUGGGAACUUGAGCGUUAUUGAUUUGUAUGGAGAUGAAGUAGAGUCUCAGCGUGUCGACGACGACGACGACGAUGACGAAGAUGAUGACGAUGAUGAUGAUCAGGAUGCCACACACAGCGAUGACCUAGAUCUGCUCCCUGGAGAAGGCGGCCAGCACAUCGAAUUGGACGAUGUUACUGCUGGCACUAGCAAAAGUGCUAGCGCGGAUGGUGUAAACAAGACACAUUUUGACCGGUACGGAUUCAAGAAGCAAAAUAACUACAUAUCAGAAUCCGAGUAUGAUAGGUGGUGGGGAGACUACUCUCAAUACUGUGUCCGUCGUAAACACAAAUGGCAGUUGCUGUUAGAGAAAAGUGGUUUACCAGUUACUGACGAUUCACCCGCACGAUUCCCAUCCAAGAGCGAACGAUUGAAAAGGUAUGUUAGAAAGGGUAUUCCAGCGGAAUGGAGAGGAAAUGCAUGGUGGCAUUUUGCCAGAGGACAGGAAAAACUAAACAAGAACAAAGGUAUUUACUCACAACUUCUGCAAAAAAUGAAACAGAUUAAGAAACAGAACCCCAAUGAAAAGCAAGUGCAAGACUUGGACAUUAUUGAACGUGAUUUGAAUAGAACUUUUCCAGACAAUGUACAUUUCCAAAGCGCCUCCUACAACAAAGAAGAGCCGCCGAUUAUCAAAUCCCUGCGUCGAGUGCUUGUCGCAUUCUCGCUGUAUAAUCCGAAAAUUGGUUAUUGUCAGUCUAUGAAUUUUCUUGCUGGUUUGCUUUUAUUAUUUUUAGAUGAAGAAAGAGCCUUUUGGAUGCUAGUGAUUAUCACAUCAAGAUAUUUACCUGGAGUGCACAACAUCAACCUGGAAGGUGUUAAUAUUGACCAAGGCGUAUUAAUGUUAUGUGUUAAAGAAUAUAUUCCUGAGGUUUGGUCGUACAUUAAACCUUCCAUUGAUCAUCACCAGCAAAAUAACAAAACCUUCUCUCCGUCCAACAACAAAGUUCUAUUCAAUAUGCAAAAGAAUGAAUUUUUGUACAGACUACCGCCAAUUACUCUGUGUACAGCGAGCUGGUUCAUGAGCUGCUUUGUUGGAAUUGUGCCGAUAGAGACGACGCUAAGAAUAUGGGAUUGUUUAUUCUACGAGGAAUCGCAUUUUUUGUUCAAGACCUCGCUGGCUGUGUUAAAGUUGAGUGAGCACGAACUUUCCAAGACAAAGCCUCGUAGCAAUUCGCUUAACCAUUCUUGGACUUCUAACACGAACCAGAGAAACGGAUCAAUGGGUCAAGAAGAUAGUGAUAUGGAAAUUUUUCAGGUGAUACAGACAUUCCCCAAGACACUAUUGAACCCUAACGAGAUAUUUGAGAAGAUUAUUUUCAAAAGAAGGUUCAAUUUGAAUAGGCUAGAUCAGGAUGAAAUCGACAGAUGUCGAAAAUUCGUUGCGGCACAACGUCUCAAGUUUAAGACAUAUGGUGAGCUUCUUGGAAGCGCAACAUCAGAAGCAGAAUUGACCAGUGCCAAUGUCAACACAGAUGCCAAAGGUACCCACAUCACAAGUGAUGCAGUUAAUGAAGCAUUAUCUUCAGAAGUGUAUGGAUUCAAAAAGAGCCUAGCUGGAGUUCAUUGGAAUAACAGCAUUAAGGAAAAAGUUAAGCAAAUGAGAAAGAAAAAGGACAGGAAUGACUGA